AUGGACACUGACGUCGGUGACGACGACGACGCCCGUUCGUGCACCUCAGAGACUGGCACUCAAUCCACCACAGGUCACAAACGGAGGGCACUUCGUAGCGUAACUGAGCAAAUACAACGGAAACGAUGCGUCACUCCUCUCACCUCGAUGUCUCACGGCACAAGCACGCCCAUCGUGACUGCGACUGGAAGCCCUGCACCGUCCCCGGCACUCACUCGCCCCCGCAGCAGCAGUCUGCCGACCACGCUGAAGCCGACAGCAAAACGCUCGAAAAAGAGCAAGCGCGUAGUCGCCGACGUCCAGUUCGUAGCGGCUGUGCAUCGCAGCAUCGUCUCGCGCAUCAAUCUCAGAGAGUACGCGUCUCGCUUAUCGGAGGAUGAGGCUAUGGAUGUAGAUAUGGAGGUGUUCGGAGCGAAGGUGGAGGGAGAUAGGGCUCAUUUGCUUGAAGUGCAGGAACGUCUACUGGCGGAUAAGUUGUGGGAGUAUCUGGUAGGACUCGGGUGUUCGCCUGAGUCCUUGGACGAGCCUUGUGCUUCGUCAACAUCACCAGAACUUGAUGCAGACGCCGAUUCACCCCCAUCAUCCGAACCAAAACCGCUGUCUAUCCAGGUGCUGAAACCCAAAUCGCAGCGCACGUCUGUGGAUGCCUCCGUACCCGUUCCCGUCCCAUCACAAAAUAUGAGUCCUCCACCCUCACCGGCACGCGUAUACACCAUGCCACAACUCGUCGCUACGAUGAUCAUGAGACACCGAGAGAAGGCUGGCAGAUCGUCGGGCAAGGAGAGGAAAGCCGAGCGGGCAAGGCGGGCUUCGCUGUCAGAGGAUCCGGAUCAGGCGAGCGACCCGAAACUGGAGAGGAGGCUGAGUGGACUCGGCCAUCGUGUCGUUCUGAGUGAUGAUCUGGACGUUCGAGCCGGAGAGAUGGAGGAGGGACAGGUGGCAGAGGCAGAACAGUAA
This is a messenger RNA of Stereum hirsutum FP-91666 SS1, 957 nucleotides long. RefSeq lists its product as uncharacterized. The record is from RefSeq and is a predicted model, not a curated record. NCBI's taxonomy places the organism in Eukaryota, Fungi, Basidiomycota, Agaricomycetes, Russulales, Stereaceae. The transcript has 2 exons. The coding region runs from base 1 to 957 and encodes 318 amino acids.